CUUUCUGUUUAACCCCUUGCACAACAUGGAGGACAUCGCCCACUACUGGAAACACUCUCUGGUUCACAUCCUGCUCUUUUCAGAAUUAGAUUAUGUUGGACAUUGGAGAGCAGCUGACUGUGCCGGAUGAGUUUUCAGAAAAGGAGCGUCGGUCUGGUGUUGUGUGGAGACAGCUGGUGGCCGGAGCAAUGGCAGGAGCCGUGUCGCGAACAGGAACUGCCCCUUUGGACCGUCUGAAAGUUUUCCUACAGGUUCAUGGCACCAGUGGUGUGACUUUGUUUAGUGGAUUGCAAGGUAUGGUGCGGGAGGGAGGAUUGAGGUCCCUUUGGAGAGGCAACGGAAUUAAUGUCCUCAAAAUUGCCCCGGAGUCAGCUAUCAAAUUCAUGGCUUAUGAACAGAUCAAAUGGCUGAUCAGAGGCCGUAGGGAGGGAGGUACUCUGAGGGUUCAAGAACGCUUCAUUGCUGGCUCUCUGGCUGGAGCUACAGCUCAGACCAUCAUCUACCCCAUGGAGGUGUUGAAGACCCGUUUGACCCUUCGGAAGACUGGACAGUAUUCUGGCAUGGCAGACUGUGCCAAGCAGAUACUGCGUAAAGAAGGAGUGCGUGCGUUCUAUAAGGGCUAUGUGCCCAACACACUUGGCAUCAUCCCUUAUGCUGGCAUUGAUCUGGCUGUCUAUGAGACACUGAAGAACGCUUGGCUCCAGCGGUACUGUAUGGGCUCGGCUGAUCCAGGAGUUCUGGUGCUGCUGGCAUGUGGCACUGUGUCCAGCACAUGUGGACAGCUGGCUAGUUACCCACUCGCUUUAAUCCGAACCCGCAUGCAGGCUCAGGCCUCAGCAGAAGGCGCUCCUCAGCUGUCGAUGGUUGGUCAGUUCAAGCACAUUGUGUCCCAUGAGGGCGUUCCAGGACUGUACCGUGGCAUCGCCCCCAAUUUCCUCAAAGUCAUUCCUGCUGUGAGCAUCUCUUAUGUGGUUUAUGAGCAUAUGAAGAAAGCACUGGGAGUGGGAUCUUAAAUGAAGACGCAGGGUCCAAGAGAAGAACCCGUAGUUAAAGAGGACAAUGUAACUUCUGUACCUCAUAAAAACAGGCCUUAGGAAGGCAACGAAGACCUCUAGAGACCAGGAUAAGAACAAUGUAGUCGGUGAAUGACCUAAAAAUCUACUCCACAUUGUACACAAUCACAUUCCCAUGACAAUUCCGACUUUAGCAGAUCGGGAAGCUAGUUUUAGGCUGAGGCAGCCAUUAAAGGAUUAGUUCCCUGCUACAAUGAAAAUUAAUUUACUCAUCCUUAUGUCAUUCCUGACUUUUGAUAAUUCUCUAAACACAAAUGGAGAUAUUUUUUACAAACGUGAGAGAUUUUACCACCUUUUUAGUACUGAACAUUGCUAAAAAAUAAAUUAGGUUUGUCUUCUGAAGUCUUCUGAAGAGAUCAUUCAUUCACUUGAUCAUUUUCUUUUUAGCUUGGUCCUUUUAUUAAUCUGGGAUCGCUACAGCGGAAUGAACUGCCAACGUAUCCAACAUGUUUUACGC
Danio rerio (zebrafish) is the source of this 1530-nucleotide messenger RNA. The record is from RefSeq and is a predicted model, not a curated record. NCBI's taxonomy places the organism in Eukaryota, Metazoa, Chordata, Actinopteri, Cypriniformes, Danionidae.